GACCACCUCACCCGCAACCACACCCACCCCACCACCCUCUCAUUUCAUGGUAUAAUUGCUGCGCUAGAGCUACCCUUCUUCUACCAGUAUUCUAGACCUGAAUUACAGGCCUGUGUAGUUUUUUCUUUUUAAAUAUGGCUUUUAGUUUAGUGCCAUAUUCAUUGACAUUACCAAUUCUGUGCCUAGCAAUUUGUUCCCUUAGCUUAACUUACUCAGCCUUCACUUCUCAAGACUACAAUGAUGCCCUUGGAAAAUCUAUUCUCUUCUUUGAGGGUCAGCGGUCUGGCAAAUUACCUCCUGACCAGCGGCUCAAAUGGAGGGCCGAUUCUGGCCUGUCCGAUGGCUCCUCUUCUUAUGUUGACCUUGUAGGUGGAUAUUAUGAUGCUGGAGAUAAUGUCAAGUUUGGCUUGCCAAUGGCCUUUACAACUACAUUAUUAGCAUGGAGUGUGAUUGAAUUUGGAAGCUCCAUGCAAAGCCAGAUCCAGAAUGCUAGAUCUGCCAUCCGUUGGAGUACCGAUUAUCUUCUAAAAGCUGCCACCGCCACCCCUGGCACCUUAUACGUCCAACUGGGAGAUCCAAACAAAGAUCACCAAUGUUGGGAAAGGCCUGAAGAUAUGGACACACCGCGAAAUGUGUACAAAGUAACCACUCAAAGUCCAGGAUCAGAUGUUGCAGCAGAGACUGCUGCUGCAUUGGCUGCUGCUUCAAUUGUGUUCCAUGAUUCUGAUCCUUCUUAUUCCACCAAGUUACUUCAAACAGCUAUGAAAGUGUUUGAUUUUGCUGACAAGUACAGAGGAUCUUACAGUGACUCUCUCAAUUCAGUAGUCUGCCCAUUUUACUGCUCUUACUCAGGAUACCAUGACGAGCUUUUAUGGGGCGCAUCAUGGAUUCACAGAGCUUCACAGAAUGCUUCGUACUUGGCUUACAUCCAGUCCAAUGGCCACACACUGGGUGCCGAUGAUGAUGACUACUCUUUCAGUUGGGAUGACAAGCGUGCCGGAACAAAGGUUCUUCUUUCCAAGGGCUUCUUAGAGAAGAAUAUCCAAGAAUUUGAAUUAUAUAAAGCACACUCAGACAACUACAUAUGUUCUUUAAUUCCCGGAUCACCUAAUUUUCAGGCCCAAUAUACCCCAGGUGGACUUCUCUACAAAGGAAGUGAGAGCAAUCUUCAAUAUGUUACUUCCUCAGCAUUCCUCCUCUUGACAUAUGCCAAGUAUCUAAGCUCAAAUGGUGGAGUUGCCUCAUGUGGGAGUUCAACCGUGACAGCACAAAAGCUCAUUUCACAGGCACAGAAGCAGGUUGACUACAUAUUAGGCAAUAACCCGGCAAAGAUGUCUUACAUGGUGGGUUUUGGGCAGAGGUAUCCGCUAUAUGUCCACCACAGGGGAUCCUCUAUACCAUCUGUAAAUGCACAUCCUGAUCAUAUUGGGUGCAAUGACGGUUUCCAGUACCUGCACUCUGGCUCACCCAAUCCAAAUGUCCUUGUUGGAGCCAUCUUGGGGGGUCCUGAUAGUAGUGACAAUUUUGCAGAUGAUCGAAAUAAUUAUCAGCAAUCUGAGCCAGCUACGUAUAUCAACGCACCAUUUGUUGGGGCUGUAGCUUUCUUCUCAGCCAAAUCUACAGCAACUUGACAUGUUGAUUGUAACUUUCAUGAGGGUCCAAACAAACAAACUUGUCAGCCUUGGCGUUUGGCGUGGCACCCCUGAAAGUGGAUUAGGAAACAUAUAUGGUUCCAUUCCCUCGUCAUAAAAAGAUGUAUUAGAAUGAGAAGGAAAACAAAAUGGACUAUAAAAUAUGGUUUGCUACAA
Molecule: messenger RNA, 1808 nt
Organism: Camellia sinensis
Lineage: Eukaryota; Viridiplantae; Streptophyta; Magnoliopsida; Ericales; Theaceae
Product: endoglucanase 1
Biological process (GO): carbohydrate metabolic process
Molecular function (GO): hydrolase activity, hydrolyzing O-glycosyl compounds
Source: RefSeq, a predicted model, not a curated record